Messenger RNA from Paramormyrops kingsleyae, 2353 nucleotides. RefSeq names its product death effector domain containing (gene dedd). The record is from RefSeq and is a predicted model, not a curated record. Gene Ontology annotation, biological process: regulation of apoptotic process; apoptotic process; extrinsic apoptotic signaling pathway via death domain receptors. Gene Ontology annotation, molecular function: DNA binding; protein binding. Gene Ontology annotation, cellular component: nucleolus. Lineage: Eukaryota; Metazoa; Chordata; Actinopteri; Osteoglossiformes; Mormyridae.
UCACUAUGACCGUUUCCCGGAUGUUCCUUCAUUUUAGCGGAGGAACAAAAAUAGCAGUGUAUUCUAAGGUUCAGCUGUUGGGAGACUUGGUUUAAAACACUAAAUUAUAUUUUCAAACUUAAAAAAUGGUUGUCGUUUAAAGGAGAAAAGCGACAGGGAGGACGUGCUGUCUGGUAGAUUAUUCUUUUCAAACCAAUACCGUAACGCUUGUGGACUGCCUAGGCUGACGUUAAUGCCUAGAUUGUUAGUAUUAGCAGCUGCUGCUAAGUGAUUGAUUUACUGUAAAAUAAACGGAUACAUUUACCCGGUUUUCAUUUUGGCCUAGGAAUUUUAUAUUGUUCUCGUAUGUAAUGUUUUAAUUCUGUUUUGUUUUAACGCUUGCGGUUUAAAUAGAUUGUUUAUUUGGUUUGUUGUUUUCGGCUAGCUAAACGAAGCUAGGUCGUUCUUCCUUAUCUAUCGCGAUAGCAAGCAAUCCGCUAGAAGGGGGAGUUCAGCGAAAAACGCUCCGGUUUAUCCAUUUGUCUCGUUGUCAGACGAAGCUAAAACCACAAACAAAGCUGACACGCAUCACCAAUAACGGAAUAAAUGCAUGUAUUUCCCCAAGCCUAUUAUGUCUACUGAAUGCCCAAGUGUGUCUCCUGCUUCUGAAGCAAGUUGAAGGUGAAUGCUGGGUGAUCCACAGUUGGAAGAAGGUGGAUGAAGUGACUUGAGGGUCAGUCCCAAGUGUUUGAUCGUGGCUGCUGCUUCCCCUUUGUGCUCACGGCUCCUCUACACACUCCAUCCCGGUACAGAGUGAUGACUUCACAGCAGCACCCACUACCCCACGCAAGCACUAAUCCUUCAUUGCUCCUCCCUCGAGAUCCUCCUGCCAGCCAGGGCAGGUCAUCCCUACAGCCUGGCCAGCUGGAAUCCACCCAUAGCGGUUCCAGCACAAGUAGGGAUAUUCGCAUGGGCAGUGUUGGCUCUUCCUUGUCUCUCGGGAGUUCCGCUGGGGGAGGUCCUGCCUGGGCUGCCCCCGCUACCUCUGCUGUCACUACACCCUCACGAAGACAGACAAGUGGACGUUUUGAACCUUGGCCAGAGGAGGCGGUGGACAGUGCAUAUGGACUGUAUUCCCUACAUCGCAUGUUUGAGAUCGUGGGGGCUCAGCUCACCCACCGUGAUGUGCGGGUGCUCUCCUUUCUGUUUGUUGAUGUCAUUGAUGAGUAUGAGCGAGGUGGCAUCCGGAGUGGGCGGGACUUCCUGUUGGCUUUGGAGCGGCAAGGGCGGUGUGACGAGACCAACUUUAGGCAUGUACUACAGCUGCUACGCAUCAUAACCAGACAUGACUUGCUGCCCUAUGUCACACUCAGAAAGAGACAGACUGUUUGUCCUGACCCAGUGGAUAAGUACUUGGAAGAGACAUCAGUGCGCUAUGUUUCUCCCAGAGGAGGGGGAGAAAGCAAUAAAAUCACAAACCACAGGAGAACAGGCCCCCAGCCAGUAAUUUGCUGCUCCCCAUCCGGACCGCAGGUGUGCUCCCCACGUGCCAAGCCAGGCCCCCCUCUACCCAGUCGCAAACGGAAGAGGGCCCAUGCCACAGCAGACUGCAGGGAGAAGCAGACCUGCGAUAUUCGCCUGCGAGUCCGUGCAGAGUACUGCCAGCACGAGUCUGCCUUGCAGGGCAAUGUCUUCUCCAAUAAGCAAGAGGUCCUUGAGAGACAGUUUGAAAGGUUUAACCAGGCAAACACUAUCUUGAAGUCCAGAGACCUUGGCUCUAUCAUCUGUGACAUCAAAUUCUCAGAGCUUACCUACCUGGAUGCAUUUUGGCGGGACUACAUCAAUGGCUCAUUGCUGGAAGCCCUAAAAGGCGUCUUCAUCACAGACUCGCUCAAGCAAGCAGUGGGACACGAGGCCAUUAAGCUUCUUGUCAAUGUGGAUGAGGAGGACUACCAGGCAGGCCGACGGAAGCUUUUGCGCAACCUUGUCGCCGCUGGGGGGGCCGGAGGCAGCCGAGAGACUGUGCCGAUCCAAAGCAAUCAGGAGUAAACUGAAAGGUGAACUUACACCCGAGGCCACACUAGUACAUGGAAUAGAGCACUUUAUUUUUGGUGUCCAAACGUUAACAUAUAUUAUUCUAUCUUGCUCAUGCAGUGAACAUGUAACAGAAUACCCUUAAAUAUUUGCCUUACCACUUUGCAUUUAGUUUUUUUUUUAUUUCCCUUUUAAAAUGGUUUUGAUUUUGAUGACAGAUUGAUAUUCCGUGUGUUCCGGGUGUUUCUACAUAUUUGAUCGGUACAAUUAAUGUCUGUACGAUAAAAUGUAUUGUCUACAAAAAAAUGAAUAAAGAUGUUGCAUAAUCAGUUUCACUAAA